AUGCGGGAGCGAGCCUCCAGAGGUCGGCCUCGGACCAUGGCAUCCUAUCCACUGGCAGCAAAUGUAUGCAACAUCACCCAGGUGCGCAACGGCCACAUCAAGCGAAUCACCGACAAUGACAUUCAGUCAUUGGUGCUGGAGAUCGAAGGAACUAAUGUCAGUACAACGUACAUCACGUGCCCUGCUGACCCAAAGAAGACCCUGGGCAUCAAACUACCUUUCCUAGUGAUGAUCAUCAAGAACCUGAAGAAAUACUUCACUUUUGAAGUGCAGGUGCUGGAUGAUAAGAACGUACGCCGGCGUUUCCGGGCAAGUAACUACCAGAGCACAACUCGGGUGAAGCCCUUCAUCUGCACCAUGCCCAUGCGGCUGGACGAUGGCUGGAACCAAAUCCAGUUCAACCUGUCGGACUUCACGCGCCGGGCUUAUGGGACAAAUUACAUCGAGACCCUGAGAGUUCAGAUCCAUGCCAACUGUCGCAUCCGACGGGUGUACUUCUCUGACCGGCUCUAUUCAGAGGAUGAGCUCCCAGCUGAGUUCAAGCUGUAUCUGCCUGUACAGAACAAGGCCAAGCAAUAACACCACGUUGGGAAGAGAUGCAAGAAAUGUUUGGGGUCAGCAGAAAAAAGGAAAACAAAAGCAGGCGGAAGAGAAGGCCCUGCUGAGACCAAGUUUUAGAUCAGCUCACCUUGCCUAGGGUAACUUUGAUUCAACUGGUAUCCCUCUUCUGGACAGGACACAAUUAACCAUGUAACAGGUCUGGGACUAUGUUGUUGUGCGAGUUGUACUGAAUCAGAGUUUUCCUAGCUAUUCCUGAAGUGCUGAGCCUAAACACUGCAAGUGGCCUGGUACCUGAUCUUGUGUUGCACUGAGGCGUUGCUCAAAGUGGCCACUGUGCCUGUGAAGAGGGGAUUCAGGAGGAAUUAUGGGGUUAAGUGUGCCCUCUUGAAGAUACCAAUUCUAUUUUUUUUCUUUCCUUGUUUUCCAUCUCUUAUUUUAUAUAUGCUCUAAAUAUGGAUGUGAUACUCACUCUUGGAAAGUCAUUAAACAUUUGAGACUGU
This is a messenger RNA of Phaethon lepturus (White-tailed tropicbird), 1061 nucleotides long. It is a transcript of the gene CFAP20, whose product is annotated as cilia and flagella associated protein 20. The record is from RefSeq and is a predicted model, not a curated record. The transcript has 7 exons. The coding region runs from base 1 to 579 and encodes 192 amino acids. Gene Ontology annotation, cellular component: motile cilium; ciliary basal body. Gene Ontology annotation, biological process: positive regulation of cell motility; cilium assembly; regulation of cilium beat frequency involved in ciliary motility. Lineage: Eukaryota; Metazoa; Chordata; Aves; Phaethontiformes; Phaethontidae.